UGAGAGCGCACAGCGCACAGCGCAUACAAUUGAAUGAAAACAAGCCAAAUGGCAUGAAAGAAGAAGAAGAAAAAAACAGAAGAAGAGAAAACUCUGGAGAGAACAAACUAGUAAGCAUUGGCGAGUGUGUUGUAGUGUAUUUUCCUCUUCUUUUGCUUCUUCAUCAUAAAGCUGACUCUUGGUUAGUUAGAAUGUUUUGUUUGGUUUGGUUGUAUUUGCUUCUUCGGUGUUGGGUCACACAAUUGCUGUAGGAAUUUACAUAUCGGCUUUCGUGUACCUUUCUUCCAUUUCUUCAUUCUGAUAAACUCAUUUACCGCUGUGUGCAUUUCGGUCGUACGCUUGUAUUCGUGGGAUCGCGCACUGUGUGUUGAUGUUGAUGUGUUCUUCGUCUUCGUCGAAACAGCAGCAGUAGCACGGCCAAAGUCUCGUUUUUGUAUUGGUAAACACAGAGAUAGAAUCGGUCGCAAUUGACGCGGAAACCAAGUGACUUAAAGUUCAAAACACACUCCGUUCGCUCAUUUGACUUUGGUGUGUUUUCUUUCAUCGCGUCGUGGUACUUCAGGAAAAAAAAAUACAGUGCAAUUUGGUACUUCGGUCGAUGCGUGCGUAAAUUGAAUUAUGUCGCACUGAACACUUGAUGGGCGAUUUCAUUUUGAACCAUUGUGACUUAAACGCACCGAACGGAGUUUAUUUUUGUAUAAAUUUUAUUUUUGUCGCAAGGAAAAAGAGUUGAAGUGAUGUGACGGAAACUUGUUUGUCAUUGAAUGAACGUGUUCUCCAGUGUGAUAACACUAAAAUAAUCAUUUGAUGCCAAUUUGCAUAUUGCAGAAAAAUAAACGGAGAGAGAGAGAGAGAACUUGACUGUCCAAAGUUGGCAAUUUAUUCAAAAGUGGUGUGGUCAUAAUCAUAAUCAAGAAAUAGACAUCUGCGACGCGCCCAUCGGACAUUCAGACACAAACAAGAAUAUUUCGAGUCAUAUUUUGUGGAGUCGUUUGUGUUAGCGUCAUCGCAAGUGCUGCAUUGUGAUUUUAUACAUUUUGUCUGGUUCAUCUGGAAUUUAGUGAAGUGAAAAUAACAAAAGACUGAGGCAAAAGAGAAGCGAAGAAAAAUUCCGAAAAUUAUAUACAUCGAGUUUGAAGAGUGAAGUGAGUGAGAGAUAGAGAAGAAAACCGAGCGGAAUGACCGCAUUUAGGAAAUUUCAUUUUAUUUUCGCUCGCUCGAUCCAUUGACCAUUCAAACGAUAAACAGUGAUAUUCGGUGAAAUGUGAGUGAAUGAGUGCAUUUUGGUGAAAUAUAAAGAAUCCCAAACGGAAAGCUAAGUAAAAAAAAAUUUGAAGCAAAAAAAAGAUCACACAGGCAUCAUCAUCAUCAUCAUACAAAGAGUAAUAACAUUAAACCAAUGGUGCGGCAUGUGAUCAUCCGCAAUAACUCACAAAAUUGAAAACAAAAGAAUAUGAUUACGCAGUGACGGAUCAUUUCUUAAGCAGGCACAGGCAAAAAGAUGAUGAAAGGGAAACAUUCAAACUAUACGUGACGAAAGAAACAACUUAGUUACUCCGACUAUUUACCAUACACACUAGAGAUAUACACACACACACACACACACACUCACUCACCGAAGAAAAAAAAAACUAAAACAAAAAAGCCAAAUCUCUCAUUGACGAUCAUUGCAAAUCAUCUUUCAACGGAUUGUUAUGAAACAAUUGGCACCGAUGCACCUCUUGUGAUGUCUAUAUGAAUCAUAGUAGUGAUUGAAUUGUUGAUCAAUAUGAAACGUUGAAAACGAAGGAGAAAAAACAAGCAGCAACGCAACGAAUAAUUGAAAUUGGCCAUUUAUAUAAACAGAUUUUUCAUUUUCUUCUCUUCGCUUCUCUCAUCAAGCCGAUUCGGGGCUUUGAUCAGUGUGUAUCCAAACGCAUUUGUUCCAUUAUCAUUUCAGCAAAAAGGCUCAGGCUCAUUUAUUGUUCAUAUAGUGCACAGAUUAGUUGAUAAAUUAAUAAAGCGAAAGUUGUAGAAAAAAAACAGACAUUAAGUAAAAUGUUAGUCAAAAUGGUGAUCGGGGUGUUUAUAGCGUUGGUGCCAUUAUUUUGUGAAUUCGAUCGUUUCUUUGUCAACAGUCAACUGAUAAAUAAACCACCAUAUUUUAUACCCGGAUCCGGUGAUAUGUCACGGUUUAGUCUGAACGAAAAUACACCUAUCGACAGCCCAGUCUACCAAUUAAAAGGAACUGAUCCAGAUGGUAGUCUCAUUCGAUACAGUAUUUCCGGUCCGGUAUUUAGUGUGGACCGUGAAACAGGAGUGGUGCGGCUGCGACAAGAGCUUGACAGAGAAAAGCAAGACACAAUCGAAGUCAUUAUCAGUAUAACAGAUGAAAGUAUUUUCGGCGUUGAACCAAAUACCGUGUCGUUGCGACGUGAAAUCACGGUGAAAGAUUUUAAUGAUAAUGCGCCCCAGUUUAUUGGGCGACCUUAUUCGACGAGCGUCAGCGAAGAAACGCCAAUCGGUAGUAUUAUUGAAGUUUCACCAAAUAUUAUGGUCACCGAUCCGGAUGAAGGGAAAAAUGCUCAAGUUACACUCGCCUGCAUCGCCACCGAUGGUGACUUCGAUGAUAUUUGCGACAUUUUCGAUGUGGUCACCGAUCGCAUUAGCGACGGUAAUUUCACUGCAAUCAUCACACUAAUGAAACCACUUGAUUUUGAAUCACGGUCAUCAUAUAUUUUAACGCUGCAAGCACAAGAUGGUUCCAAAACUAAUCCGCUGUCAUCGGUAGCCACGAUUUCGAUAAAUGUGGUUGAUAAGCAAGAUCAAGCUCCAAUUUUUUUAAAUGCACCGUAUUCGGUGACAAUACAAGAGAAUAUGCCCGAAGACUCACUCGUGUUGACGGUUAUCGCACAAGACGGAGACACGGGUAAUCCAAGACCUAUUUUACUAUCGCUUGAAGAUGAAGAUAAAGGUUAUUUUAAAUUGGAACAAAUCUCAUCGAAUGCCACGGCUGUUCUAUACACAACUGAUAUUCCGAUCGAUCGAGAAGAUAUGGAUAUUUUUCAAAACGGUGGCGUUUAUUCGUUCUAUAUCCGAGCCACUGAACUCAUUAACGGCGAACUUCCUGCUGACUAUUCUAUAACACAAGUUACUGUUGUUAUUACCGAUGUAGAUGAUCACAUGCCCGAGUUCAACGAACAACAUUUCGAAAUCGAUGUGCCUGAGAAUUUGGGAAAAGGUACACCGUUGCCCGGUUUGUCGAUAUAUGUGGAUGAUAAAGAUUUGGGAAUGAAUAGCCAAUACAAUUUAUCACUGACAAAUAUUUUGAAUGCUGAAGACGUAUUUGAAGUCAGUCCAAAAAGUGGCUUUGCAAAAACUCCGAUCGUUGUUAAGGUACUGGACCCAUCGAAAUUGGACUAUGAUGUAGACAAUCCCGAUUUGCGCAUUCUUAAAUUCGAUUUGAUAGCAUCAGUGAAUGGCGUUAGACUGUCGAGUGCAAGUGUGACGGUUUAUUUGCAAGAUGUUAAUGACAACGGUCCAAUAUUUGAUAAAUUAACCUAUGAUUUUUCGGUGAGUGAAAAUGAUGAAAUCGGAACGAAAAUUGCCGAUUUAUCGGCCACUGACAAAGACAGUGGAAAAUUUGGUAAAAUCACGUACGUGCUGAAAGGAUUUGGAUCGGAGAAUUUCCGAACGGAGAAAUACACCGGCGGACUGUAUGUGAAGAAAAACCUAGAUUAUGAAAACCAAAAGAGUUACAGUUUGUCCAUUGUUGCCAUCGAUGGUGAUGGCUGGGAAACCAAUGCAAAUAUUCAGAUUUUUGUCCUUGAUGAGAAUGACAAUGCACCGAUUUUCGAGUCAUCCGAGUACACACGAACCAUUCGUGAGGGCGCCACGGAAUUUGAGCCUGAAUUUUUUGUUCGGGCUAUUGAUAUCGAUGGGCCACAGCAAGGCAACGGGAAUGUGGCUUAUUCAAUUGACACAGAAAAUAGUGUAUCGGGCCAUGUGUUUUCGAUCGAUGCUGAAACGGGUGAAAUCAAAAUUGAAAGUCCCGUCAGCUCGGUGGACACAGAACGCGGUCAAUAUGAACUUGUGGUUACGGCUACUGAUUUUGGAACGCCAGCGUUGAAGAACACAACUCGAGUACUCAUCCGUGUCGGUAUAUCGGGCAAUCAGCGACCGAUAUUCAAGAAAAGAUUCAGCAGUGUCGAUAUGAAUGAAUUACCUGGGCCAACACGAUACAAAGUGUCAAUCCCAGAAAAUGCUCAGCCCGGCUACAAUGUAACAACCGUUUCAGCUACCGAUCCCGAUGGACUCGACAUUUUACUCACAUAUCGCAUUGUUGGCGCCAACGAUAACUUCGUCAUUGAUGAACAAACUGGUUUGGUCUCAGUGUCAACAGUUGCACGGUUGGAUCGCGAUACAAAUCCACAUGAAUAUUCCCUGAUCUUAAACGCCGUUGAUGCUGGCUAUCCGAUUAGUGAAACCGGAACCGCGACACUGCUCAUUCAAGUUAGCGAUGUAAAUGAUAAACCGCCCAAAUUUACGCAAUCCAGUUACACAGCGUAUGUGUCUGAGCGAACGCCAAUCGGAAGCGAAGUUUUGCAACCGUCUGCAAUCGACACGGAUGUCGAUGCAAAGCUGAUCUAUUCAAUAAUCGAUCCAAUCGAAGCGGCAUCAAAAACGGGAAUUCAAUUAACAUCAAUCGCAUCGUAUGAUUAUCGAACAGCAUUUCGAAUUGAGUCAACAAGCGGAAAAAUCUUUGUAAACAAUACACUAAAUCAUGAUUUAGCGGCUGAAAUCACCGUUACCGUUAAGGUUGUCGAUGGGAAUGCCGUUUAUAAUAAAGAAAAGCAAACGGCCAAAACUGAAGUGACCAUUUUCAUUCAAUCGUACAUCGAUACGAAUCCAAUAUUCAAGAAUAAAGGAUGGGUCAGCAGCAAUCCCAUCGUUAAGGUCAAUGUAAAAGAAGAGAUGCCAAUCGGAAGUACGCUCUUCAAAUUGGUGGCCGAAGAUCCAGUGAUGGAACAAAAGAUAAAUCAUUUCGAAAUUGUUGAAGCGGAUCAAUACCAGUUUUUCAGUUUGAAUGAAAAAACCGGUGCUAUUAUGUUGGAGAAACGGUUAGAUUAUGAGGCAUUAAACGAGACUGUAAUUCAAUUUACUGUCAAAGCAAUCAGUGCGGAUGAGAAACGGGCGUCCGUAAGCAAAGUUAAAGUUACGAUCGAAAAUGUAAACGAUAAUUCACCGGAAUUCGAUCAGAAAACCUACAAAGCGGUAAUUAAGGAAAAUUCCAAAUAUCCAGAGAACAUUCUCACCGUGCAUGCAAAAGACAAUGAUGCUGAAUGGACCCACCAAGAUCACGAUAUUGGAUUUCGAAGAGUUCGUUACUCGUUGUCGGGAUCGAAUGCUGUGAAUUUCAUAAUUAACGAAGAAACGGGCUUGAUUCAAAUUGCUCCAAAUCAAACGAUUGACAGGGAAAAAACAUCAGAAAUGAAAUUCAUUGUGGUUGCCGAAGAUGCGGUAGGAAAGCCAACGGAAACACGAAGAAACUCGGCCGAAGUUACAGUGACCAUUUUGGAUGAAAAUGAUAAUGCGCCAAGCUUCACGCAAAAGUCAUACUCGGCGGUGAUUCCCGAAAGUGCCGCCAUCAAUACCUUCGUCUUCAAUAUAAGUGCGGUCGAUCCAGACGAUGGUCCAGGUGGGGAGAUUUUCUACGACUUUUUAAUCGAAGGCGAUGCAAUUAGUUUACUCAAAAUUAACCCGAAAACCGGCGAAAUUCGAACGAGAGCACCACUGACUGGCAAGGGACGUUCCCAUCCAUAUGACAUGGUAAUCCGUGCUCAAGACAAUGGCGGCCGUGUGGAAAAACAGAAAUCCCUCUUCAACGAUGCACCAUUUGUGCUGUUCAUUGGCGAUGUCAUUUCAAACUAUGCACCAUUCUUCAUAGCUCCGAAACUCGGACAAGUCGCAAAUAUUACCGAGAAUGCUACCAUUGCAACCCCUGUAUUCCAAGUGAUUGCAAGCGAUCCGGACAAUGAAAUGACACCGAGUGGAACGCUUUCAUUCCGUAUUCAAGAUGACAUUGAAGAUGCGUCUGCAUUUAAAAUUGAUCCAACGACUGGUUUGAUUACGACGCUAAAGUCGUUGGAUCGCGAAACAAAAGCCACUUACAAAAUUAUUAUCGAAGUAUCCGACCAAGGUCAACCACCACAAUCGGUCACACGAGUGUUACGAAUUAAUGUGCUGGAUAUCGAUGAUCAUCGUCCGAGAUUUGCUAGAGAAAUCGAAUCCCUGCCGGUUGAUAUGUCCAUGUUGGAAGAGCAGCCGCCUGGUUCGAUUGUCGGUUACUUGCAAGCAAUCGACGAAGAUAUAAACGAGAAUGGAGCUAUUGACUACGUCAUAAUCGAUGGAAAUCAAGAGAAUUUAUUCACCAUCGAGCGAUUGACCAACAAUACAGCUGUUGUGCGUUCAUUGCAACAGUUUGAUCGUGAAAAGGUGGCAUCGUAUUUGAUAACGGUUAAAUGUUUCAAAUACGGGACGCCGCAUGCAGCCAUCGCUCACAAGUCUUACACCCGAAAGGAUUUCUCUGAAAUCGAAGUGCACGUCAAAAUCAUCGAUGUGGACGAUCAUCUGCCGGAGUUCAUAGAGAAAAAUCCAUCAUUUGGCGUUCGCAUGAAUGUUCCAAUCGAAUAUCCAUUGACGAUUGUCAAAGCCGUGGACAAAGAUCCCGACGCCCAACCACUAUUCUAUCAAAUAGUCAACAUCACAUUCGUUCCACAAUUUUAUAAACGUGACAACAGUUCCGUUGAAAAUGUUAAAGACCUUUUCAUUUUGAAUAAUGCAACAGCUGAACUACGAACCGCAAAGAGUUUAGCCGACUUUGUUGAUGGCUAUUUCGAGAUUUUGGUUCGAGUCAACAACAUCGAUCAAGUACGACGGGUGCGACAUAACAAAGUGAAGAUUUUCGUUAUUCGUGAUAAAUCCCUACUGAGAUUUGUAUUCGCCAAACCACCAACCGAAGUCAAAGAAUUCAUCGAUGAAUUUGCAAACGCUGUUCAAGCCCGACUGCAGGCUACCGAUUUGGAACUCGAUAUUUUAGACACAAAAGUACUCACCAAAUCCGAUCAAACAUUCGAUUUUUCAGCGACGAGCUCAUGCUUCCAAUUAUCACGACAUGGAUCCGUGUUACCACCACAUGAUAUGCAAAUAAUUAUGGAUUCGGAAGAAAUGAAGCAAUCUUUGGUCGAUCUCUUCGAAAAGUAUUCGGUCAGUGCGAUUGAUUCAUGCGCGGUAAAGAAAACGGUUACAGCAGCCAGUGUGAUUGCAUCGGCCGGUACGUGGCUCGUCAUUUUAUCGGGUGUCAUUGGAAUAUUCGCAUUGGUAGCCACAUUUUCGGCAUGCUGUUUGGCAAAGAAGUACAAAGAUCAAUCGAAGCAAUUAUUGGGUAGUAAUCGAACACCACCUGAAUCAUACGGACCCGGAACGUCAAUUUUAUACACAGAACCAAUUUAUGGGCCACUUUAACUGCCUUGCCUUAUUUUAGAAAACAAAAAUCGAUUAAAUGAAAUGUGUUUGUGAUAUAAUAAGUGUACAAUAUUGGAGAACGGAUCGAAUUUUUGUAUUCGCAGCAGAAUGUUUUGAAAAAAAAAGUUUGUUUUAAAAUGCAUUUAUUUUAUAUUUGUACAGUUUAAGGUUGAUUUAGUUGUAAAUAAAAUGAGUCAAUAGAGAUUAAGAAUGAAAA
Molecule: messenger RNA, 7720 nt
Organism: Sitodiplosis mosellana (orange wheat blossom midge)
Lineage: Eukaryota; Metazoa; Arthropoda; Insecta; Diptera; Cecidomyiidae
Gene: Cad74A
Product: cadherin-23
Exons: 11
Coding region: 2038-7503 (1821 amino acids)
Biological process (GO): adherens junction organization; cell morphogenesis; homophilic cell-cell adhesion
Cellular component (GO): catenin complex; adherens junction; plasma membrane
Molecular function (GO): calcium ion binding; cadherin binding
Source: RefSeq, a predicted model, not a curated record